AUGGCAUUUGAUGAGUCGAAGGGCUUAGAUGGAAAAGGCCAGAAGAUCAUCGAGUUUGACUGCCGUGGCCUAGAAUUCACCGAGUUCAAGGCAGACGGGAAAUGGGAAGCCACAGGUACAGAGUCUGGAACCAAGUUUAGCGACAUCAGCCUGGAGGAGAAUGAAUGGUACGAUUUCGACGAGAAGCAGGGUGAGGAAGUCAGCAUCACGGAAGUCAGCUGGGAGAUCCGUAGAGCUUGA
Molecule: messenger RNA, 240 nt
Organism: Trichophyton benhamiae CBS 112371
Lineage: Eukaryota; Fungi; Ascomycota; Eurotiomycetes; Onygenales; Arthrodermataceae
Exons: 2
Coding region: 1-240 (79 amino acids)
Molecular function (GO): zinc ion binding
Source: RefSeq, a predicted model, not a curated record